AUGGUCAUUCCUGAAAGCAGAUCCGAGCUUUUGAGUUGGCUCAAUGCUACUUUAGAUCUUAAUUACACCAAAAUCGAACAAUGUGGCACGGGAGCGGCGUAUUGCCAGGUUAUUGAUUCUAUCUACCAUGAUCUUCCAAUGGCUAAAGUCAACUUUCAAGGAAGUUCAGAAUAUGAUUACAUGAAGAAUUAUAAGAUUCUACAGGCCGGUUUCACUCGGCACAAAAUAACACGUAACAUUCCUGUCGACCGUUUGGUCAAAUGUCGAUUUCAGGACAAUUUGGAAUUCUUGCAGUGGAUCAAGAAAUACUGGAUGGAGAACAAAGAUGAAACCGAAUAUGAUCCAAUUGCUGGUCGCUCCUCUAGUAUGAAUAGAGGACUAUCAACGGCCACCCCCACUACGAAAACGGUCGGUAGAACCUCUGUUUCGACGACCAAGAAGAUUGAACCACGAAAUGCAUUACCCUCAACAGACCCUAAUAGAAAGAAAUCCUCAAAUUUACAUAACCCAAGAUUAAGAGGAACUAAUUCAAGUUCAACAUCCGGUAUCAAUAAAGAAGUGUAUGACCUUAAGUCUCAAGUCGCCUCACUAUCAGAGGAGCUAGAGGAAUAUCAGAUAGUCAAUGAAGGAUUAGAAUCUGAGCGAAAUUUUUACUUCAACAAGCUCAGAGAAAUAGAGAUCCUUGCCCAAUCUUCGAUGGAUAUACUGAAUUCCAAGGGCACCUCUGGGACAGACAAUAUCGAUGUCACAUCUCUGUUGAAACAAGUCCAGGAGAUAUUGUAUAGCACCGAGGAAGGCUUCAAAAUUCCAGACGAUAAUGAUGAAAAUGAUGAAAAUAUACAGCCAUCAACCGUUUUGGAAACGCCCAGAAAGGAAGAUAUAUCUAUGUUGGAUGAGGAAACGUUCUAA
Molecule: messenger RNA, 909 nt
Organism: Komagataella phaffii GS115
Lineage: Eukaryota; Fungi; Ascomycota; Pichiomycetes; Pichiales; Pichiaceae
Exons: 1
Coding region: 1-909 (302 amino acids)
Biological process (GO): regulation of microtubule polymerization or depolymerization; protein localization to microtubule plus-end; spindle assembly
Cellular component (GO): microtubule organizing center; cytoplasmic microtubule; spindle midzone
Molecular function (GO): microtubule plus-end binding
Source: RefSeq, a predicted model, not a curated record